CAAACUGGUAACACUCAUAAUUUAAGAAAAUAUGUCAUCGCCUCGCUCUUUUACUUCCGCCAUUGUUCGCGAUAGUUUGUUAAAUUAUGGGUAAGCCAAGAGGUUUGAGAACAGCUAGAAAACAUGUUAAUCAUCGACGUGACCAACGUUGGGCUGACAAGGAUUACAAAAAGGCUCAUUUAGGUACAAGAUGGAAGGCCAAUCCUUUCGGCGGAGCUUCACAUGCAAAGGGAAUCGUUCUUGAAAAAGUAGGCGUUGAAGCUAAACAGCCAAAUUCAGCUAUUCGCAAGUGUGUCCGCGUUCAAUUGAUCAAAAACGGAAAAAAAAUUACAGCUUUCGUCCCUCGUGAUGGUAGUUUAAACUACAUAGAAGAAAAUGACGAAGUCUUAGUUGCCGGUUUCGGUCGUAAGGGUCAUGCUGUUGGUGACAUUCCCGGUGUUCGAUUCAAAGUUGUUAAAGUAGCUAACGUAUCGCUUUUGGCGCUGUACAAGGAAAAGAAGGAACGCCCAAGAUCUUAAACCAUCUGAUUUCUUGUGCUUCACAAUAAUGUAACAAUAAAAACGUUAUAAAAAAUUA
Messenger RNA from Teleopsis dalmanni, 576 nucleotides. RefSeq names its product 40S ribosomal protein S23. The coding region runs from base 87 to 518 and encodes 143 amino acids. The record is from RefSeq and is a predicted model, not a curated record. Gene Ontology annotation, molecular function: structural constituent of ribosome. Lineage: Eukaryota; Metazoa; Arthropoda; Insecta; Diptera; Diopsidae. The transcript has 3 exons. Gene Ontology annotation, biological process: translation. Gene Ontology annotation, cellular component: ribosome; cytosolic small ribosomal subunit.